Messenger RNA from Funneliformis caledonium, 1278 nucleotides. The record is from the annotation of a GenBank genome assembly. Lineage: Eukaryota; Fungi; Glomeromycota; Glomeromycetes; Glomerales; Glomeraceae.
AUGUCGCUUGCCUCAGUCACUAGAAAUAGAUUUUCUCUAGCUCUCAAACAAAACAAGUUGUCUUUUAGUGGCAGAAUUGCAAGGCCAAAAGCCUUUCAACAAGCUAUUUUCUCUCGUUAUGCUACUUCUAUACCGUCCCUUAACUCAUUGACCGAAGAAGAAGAAAGUAUUCGUGAUUUGGCUGCACGUUUUGCGCAAGAUAAAGUAAAACCUCUUGUGCAAAAAAUGGACGAGGACGAAAGACUUGAUCCCUCAAUUAUUAAAGGCCUUUUUGAGCUAGGGUUCAUGGGAGUAGAAACAGAACACGAAUAUGACGGUACUGGUGCUUCAUUUUUGUCUGCUAUAUUGGUUAUUGAAGAACUUGCAAAAGUAGAUCCUUCUGUUAGUGUUGCAUGUGAUGUCCAGAAUACACUAGUUAAUACAUUAUUUCGCAAGUAUGGUAAUGACUUUGUGAAAAAAAAAUAUUUGCCUCAACUUGUAUCUGAAAAGGUUGGUUGCUUUUGUUUAUCCGAAGCCGGAGCUGGCAGUGAUGCGUUCGCGUUAAAAACUCGCGCUGAGAAGAAAGAAGGACAUUUCAUUAUCAACGGUACAAAGGCGUGGAUCACUAAUUCUGCCGAAGCCGAAAUUUUUUUGGUUUUUGCCAAUUUAGACCCUUCAAAGGGAUACAAGGGAAUUUCAUGUUUCAUUGUUGAGAAAGGCAUGGGAGUCGGGAUCGCAAAGAAGGAAUCAAAGCUCGGUAUUAGAGCUUCUUCGACCUGUUCAUUGAAUUUUGAUAAUGUCAAGGUGCCAGAAGAAAAUGUAUUGGGGGAAUUAUUCAAAGGUUAUAAAUAUGCGAUUGAGAUUCUUAACGAAGGGCGUAUCGGUAUAGCCGCUCAAAUGAUAGGAUUAUCUCAAGGGGUAUAUGAUCAAGCAUUAAGUUAUAUGUUUCAAAGGAAGGCAUUUAAUAAAUUAAUCGGAGAAUUCCAGGGCAUGCAACAUCAAUAUGCUCAAGUGGCCACGGAAAUAGAAGCUGCCAGAUUACUAACUUAUAAUGCGGCUAGGUUGAAAGAAGAAGGAAAAGAUUUUAUUAAAGAAGCAGCUAUGGCAAAAUUAUAUUCAUCUCAAGUUGCUGAAAGGACCGCAUCCAAGGCUAUUGAAUGGAUGGGUGGUGUUGGUUUUACGAGAGAAUUCCCAGUUGAAAAAUAUUACAGGGAUGCGAAAAUCGGUUCCAUUUAUGAGGGCACUUCCAAUAUUCAAUUGACGACUAUUGCGAAGUUAAUAGCCCGUAAUUUUAAAUAA